AUGGCUUUGGACAAUACGAGUCUGCCAUUAAAAAAGAAAACUGUCCACAAAAAAACAUUACUUGAAGAUGUAUCGCAUAAAGAAGGCCAUUACUUAACUUUAGCAUACGCCACAGCAAAUAAUUACGACUUGAAAGCUUUGAGAGAAGGACUGGUUAACCAGAAGUUGUAUGAACCAGAAACUCUAAAAGCCCAAGACCUCGGUGAUGUGGUGGUCGCCCGAGCCGUUUACUCUAUAGGACAUGAACCGCGUGAGAUCAUAUUCUUCCGGGAAGGUGCUGUCGUAUUUUGGAAUUGUACAGAGCUUGAAGCUAAUAAUGUUCUUGAUUUUAUCAGGCCUCAUGCUAUGGCACAGUCAGCUCGGCUUGGUGCGUGGGAGGCUCGUCUUGAAGCACUCGCUGCUGAUGUGAGAGCACUUUCUAUGCACAUGGAAAGGGACGGAGCUGCACAUGUUGACAAGAAAGUGGUGGUUCGUAAGCUGGGUGAACUAUUCUCUCUUCGUCACCAGCUGUGCUUGGAGUCAGAUCUGUUAGAUACACCGGAUUUCUACUGGGAGGAGGAAAGGCUCGAGCGACUCUACUCACACACGGUCGCAUACUUCACCAUACCAAGGCGUACACGGGUGUUGAACGAGCGUCUUUCCCAUUGUGUGGAGUUAUUGGAACUGUUAUCAAGCUGGGCAGCUGAUCGUCACCACGUGCGUCUUGAGUGGAUGGUGAUAGCCCUCAUCCUGGCUGAGGUCUGCUUCGAGUUGCUACACUGUUACGAGAGGUAUAUGUGGAAUGAUUCUGGUCAUAACGGACAACACGUGGCGCCAACUAUGGGAUGA
Danaus chrysippus (African queen) is the source of this 828-nucleotide messenger RNA. NCBI's taxonomy places the organism in Eukaryota, Metazoa, Arthropoda, Insecta, Lepidoptera, Nymphalidae. The record is from the annotation of a GenBank genome assembly.